AUUUUUUUUUCAAAUUUAUGUUUACGCGGAUGCCAAAAAUACAACAAGGAAUAUUUUAUAUUUAGACCAAGGAGCACUUGGAUUAGGUCGUGGCUCGCGGGAUUAUUACCUCAAUACAACCAUGUUUGCUAAACAGCUGGAUGCAUACAAGAAAUAUCAGCUUGAUGUAAUCAAAUUACUAUUGGAUGAUGCUAAUGUUACUUAUGAUUUAUCACAGCUAGUCAUUGAUCUCAACAGUCUUAUCUACUUUGAAACGGAAUUUGCUGAGAUUAUAGUACCAGAAGAUGAUCGGCGCAACAUUACACGGCUCUAUAACGACAGAACAAUUUCAGAUUUAUACACAUUGUUUCCAAAG
This is a messenger RNA of Loa loa (African eye worm), 355 nucleotides long. RefSeq lists its product as hypothetical. Lineage: Eukaryota; Metazoa; Nematoda; Chromadorea; Rhabditida; Onchocercidae. The annotation marks the transcript as partial. The record is from RefSeq and is a predicted model, not a curated record. Gene Ontology annotation, biological process: proteolysis. The transcript has 3 exons.